Messenger RNA from Schistocerca nitens (vagrant locust), 6525 nucleotides. RefSeq lists its product as uncharacterized. The transcript is spliced from 16 exons. The annotation marks the transcript as partial. Gene Ontology annotation, biological process: carbohydrate metabolic process; chitin catabolic process. NCBI's taxonomy places the organism in Eukaryota, Metazoa, Arthropoda, Insecta, Orthoptera, Acrididae. Gene Ontology annotation, molecular function: chitin binding; chitinase activity. Gene Ontology annotation, cellular component: extracellular region. The record is from RefSeq and is a predicted model, not a curated record.
AUGCCGCUGGAGUGCAGCGCGCCCCUGCCCGCGCAUGCGCAUCCCCGCCGUGUGGUGGCGGCGCAGACGGCGCAGAACGCAGAACGGGGGGCUCCCCCUUAUGUAAGCGGCGACCUCGCACCUCAGCUGGCUGCUGCGUGUGGUCGGCGCGCCGCCCCUGCCGCCCCCCGGCGGCCGCGGCCGCUGCGCUGCCGUAUUAUAGAGGCCUCCCGCGGCCGGCGCGCCCAGUCCGAUCUAGAUCCGCCAGCGAGAGUGGUCAGCUCAGCUCUUACUCUCCACUCCUCAGGCUCAGCUGACACCACGCCGCUACACUCGCGCACAGCCGCGGCCAUGACGUGGCCGCCGCCCCCGCUGCUGCUGUCACUGCUGGUGCUGCUGGCGACCUCGGCCAGCGCCCGCUUCGUCUCCACGCACGACGUCACCCCGUGCGCCGUGGAGGCGCUGGCGCCGUCGGACAAGGCGCUGCUCUGCUACUACGAGGGCCGGCUGUCCGUCUACCAGCUGGACCCCUGCCUCUGCACGCACAUCGUCUUCAAGGACGCCGCCGUCGUCUCCGACAACUUCGGGCUCAAGAUCGUCUCUGACGUGUCGGGGGCGUCGCUGCUGCGCGCGCGCAGCCCCUCGCUGCGGACCGUGCUGGGCCUGCGGCUGAGCGGCGCCGUGGCGCGCGCCGCCCUCACCUCGCCGUCGCGACGCCUGGCGCUGGCCCGCGACGCCGCGCGCCGCCUCUACGCGCACCACCUGGACGGCAUCGAGCUCUCCGUGGACGACGACGAGGCCGCCUCCGCCGCCGACGCCGCACCGGCCGCUACCGCGCGCCAGGGGCUGGUCGCCCUGCUCAAGGCUCUCCGCACUACCCUGGACUCUCACGGACGUGAGAAGCGGGACUACCUGGUGUCCGAGCAAGUGUUCGACGACUUCACCACGCAGGAAUACGAGCCCACAUGGUCUGACGGGUCGUCGCGCAAAUCACGUCGGCGAGCGACCACGACGACGACGACGACGUCAACGACUGAGUCCCCCGAGGAGACGGCGGCGCGCUACCUGGAGCUGGAGAGAGACGCACAGAACGCACAGCUGCUGCUCAGCCUGCCCACCAAGCCAGAGACAAUCGCCAAGCGAUACGAUGUCAAGAACAUCACACGAUACGUGGACUACGUGGUGCUGCGGACGCAGGCGAUGACGGACGACAGCGAGCGCGGCCUGGUGUACCACCCCAGCAGGCUGAUGGGUCUGGACGACAUGCUGAACGCGGACGCCGUGGUCGACCUGGUGACGAGUCUGGGCGCGUCGCCGGCGCAGCUGGUGAUCACGCUGCCGGGGCAGGCCACCGCCUUCGAGCUGCGCCGCGAGGAGCGCACCGAACCGAGGUCCCCAGCCUCCGGGGCGCCGAGGACCAUCUCACAGCCGGAGCUGUGCCGCGCGCUGUCCCGCGGCAACUGGACCCUGGAGCGGGACGAGGACCAGACGGCGCCCUACGCCUACAGCGGCCGCCGCUGGAUCGCCUUCGACGACGCGCUCAGCGCCUCCAUCAAGGGCAAGUACGCGGUGGUGCGCGGCCUGGGCGGCACGGCGGUGGACGCGGCCGACGCGCUCGACUGGCAGGGCACGUGCGGCGCGCCGGCGUCCCAGCUGCGGGCGCUGCACAGCGCGCUCGCGCAGCUCCGCCGCAGCUCCCGGGGCGCGCUGCUGCACGGGCUCGAGCAGGACCUGCACGCCGUGCCGCAGCUCGGCUUCACAGGUGAGGUGCGGCUGUCGCAGUACCGCAUCACGCGAGUCGUGGACACCGAGGGCGUGGUGCACGUGGUGCGGCGCGACGUGGAGACGCACUUCCAGUGCUCCAGGCAGGGCUACUACGCCCACCCGCUCGGUUGCAACAGGUUCUACCGGUGCGUGAAGUUCAACCAGUACGCGCGCGACUUCACGGUGUUCGAGUACGACUGCCCGGAGGGCCUGGCGUUCGACGAGCGCUGGGAGGUGUGCGUGUGGCCGGGUUCGCUGCCGCGCGGCGCGCCCUGCUCGGGCUCGUCGGAGAUCGCGCCGGUGCCGCGGCUGCGCUACUCGUGCCCGCGCGCCGAGGGCUACUACGCCGACCCCGAGAACUGCCGCUGGUUCUUCGCGUGCCUGGACCACGCGCGCGACGGCGCCACGCCGCUCACCGCCUACGAGUUCCGCUGCCCCUUCGGACUCGUCUUCGACGAGUCGCGCCUCCUCUGCGACUGGCCCUGGAAGGUCAACGGCUGCGGGCGAGUCGGUGGCUCAUUGCUGGUGGGUGCAGGACCGACAAUCGUAUAUGAGCAAGCUGACGUGGCAGCUGGGCGCCACAUCGCGCCCUAUGCCUCGCUGCCCGACUAUCUUGUUUCUGGAGGUCGUGCCGUGGGUACUGGCGAUGGAGUGGUCCUGGGAGCCACUGUAGGACUGGCCGGAGUUGCCUACGAUGCUGCUGCCCACGGGGCAGCCAUCCACGGUGCUGUCGCAGCCAACAGGGCUGCAGCUCAAGCAGCUGCAGCAAGCCGUGCAGCCGCAGGAGCUGCAGCUCUCAAUCAAGCUGCCGCCCAAGCAGCAGCAAUCGACCAGGCUGCAGCAGUCAACGAGGCAGCAGCACAGGCAGCAGCAUACAACCGAGCAGCAGCAGGUGCUGCAGCAGCCAACCAAGCAGCAGCACAUGCAGCAGCCAUCAACCAGGCAGCUGCACACUCAGCAGCAAUCAAUGAGGCAGCUGCACGGGCAGCAGCAGUCAACCAGGCAGCCGCACAAGCAGCAGCAAUCAACCAGGCAGCAGCAGUCAACCAGGCAGCAGCACAGGCAGCAGCAAUCAACGAUGCAGCUGCCCGAGCAGCAGCAGCCAACCAGGCAGCAGCACAGUCAGCAGCAAUUAACCGGGCAGCAGCACAGGCAGCAGCAAUCAACCAAGCAACAGCACAUGCAGCAGCAGUCAAUCAGGCAGCAGCACAGGCAGCGGCAAUCAACGAUGCAGCUGCCCGAGCAGCAGCAGCCAACCAGGCAGCUGCACAGUCAGCAGCAAUUAACCAGGCAGCAGCACGUGCAGCCGCAGUCAACCAGGCAGCAGCAAUCAACCAGGCAGCAGCACGUGCAGCCACAGUCAACCAGGCAGCAGCAAUCAACCAGGCAGCAGCACAGGCAGCAGCAGUCAACCAGGCAGCAGCACAGGCAGCGGCAAUCAACGAUGCAGCUGCCCGAGCAGCAGCAGCCAACCAGGCAGCUGCACAGUCAGCAGCAAUUAACCAGGCAGCAGUACAGGCAGCAGCGAUCAACCAGGCAGCUGCACAAGCCACGGCCAUCAACCAGGCAGCAGCACAGAGAGCUGCAAUUAACCAGGCAGCAGCACAUGCAGCAGCAGUCAACCAGGCAGCAGCAAUCAACGAUGCAGCUGCCCGAGCAGCCGCAGCUAACCAGGCAGCAGCAAUCAGUGAAGCAGCUGCCCAAGCAGCAGCAGCCAACCAGGCAGCUCUCCAACAGUCUGCAGCCAUUGAAGCCUCGAGACGAGUUGCCGCAAAUGCUGCAGCAGCCCAGCAAGCAGCCAUCAAUGCAGCAGCUGCUGAAGAUGCAGCUAACCGAGCAGCAGCUUACAAUGCAGCAGCUGCAAAUCAGGCCGCACUCAACCAGGCCACAGUUUAUACCCAAGCCGCAGGUCUUCACAGCUCUGCUGCCCGUAUUGCAGCCCAGAACCAGGCUGCUGCCAAUGAAGCAGCUGUCAAUGAGGCAGCUCUGAGGGCAUCAGCUUACAAUCGAGCUGCUGCCGGUGCAGCAGCUGCAAAUCAGGCAGCACUCAAUCAAGCUGCAGUACAGGCUGCUGCAGCCAGAGAAGCUGCUGCACAAGCUGCAGCAGUUAACCAAGCAGCUCUGCAACAGUCUGCAGCGAUAGAAGCAUCGAGACAGGCCGCUUCCAAUGCUGCUGCACGUCAGCAGGCAAUAUUUGAAGCUUACGCACUGCGUCAAGCAGAAGCUAACAGAGCUGCUUACGAUGCUGCUGCGGCCAGUAGACUGUCGACUGGAGUGCCAGUGGUAGGUGCCGUUGUAGAUAAUGUUGCCGCCGUCGGAGCAGGGUACAAUGCAGUAGGCUACGCACCAUCCGUCAAGGGUUCUGCUGUUGUGCUAGACACACAGGCUAGACAAACUGGGCCUGCUGUUAUUGGAGUUACCACCAUAGAUGCAACAGCUGCACAGCAGGCAGCAGCCAAUGCAGCAGCAGCCCAGGAAGCAGCAGCAGUUGCUGCUGCUCAACAGUUGGCAGCACAGCAGGCAGUCGAACAGCAAGCAGCAGCACAACGAGCUGCAGCCGCAGCUCAGCAAGCGGCAGCACAGGCAGCCGCUCGACAGGCAGCUGCACAGCGUGCUGCAGCUGCUGCCGCUCGCCAAGCGGCAGCACAGAGAGCAGCUGAGGAACAGGCGGCACAGCAAGCUGCUGCAGAGGCAGCUGCUCAGCAGGCAGCUGCACAAAGAGCGGCAGCCGCCGCAGCACGACAGGCGGCCGCACAGCGCGCGGCGGCAGCCGCCGCUCGCCAGGCAGCUGCCGAACAGGCUGCUGCACAGCAGUUAGCAGCUCAGCAAGCCGCAGCAGCUGCAGCCUCACAACAGGCUGCCGCACAACGGGUAGCCGCUCAGCAGGCAGAGGCCGCAGCUGCUCGCCAGGCGUACGCCGAACAGGCCGCCGCACAGCAGGCUGCGGCAGAACAGGAGGCCGCUAUCCGGCAGGCGGCAGAACAACAGGCUGCACUACAGAGAACAGCAGCAGCUGCAGCUUCUCGUCAGGCAGAAAGACAACGAGCUUACUACGCCUCAGCAGGAGACGGUCUCGUCGGUGGCAGUGCCUACGUUUCACAGGUGCCAGUGGUUCCUACAGCCGCGUACACUCUCCCCGUAACGACGGUCUUCGGUCGCCGCAUUACUCCGGCUUACACUGCGUCCACAGUGGCGCCUGCGGUGCCGAUCGCUCCUGCAGCCGUAGGCGUGCGCGUUUCCACUCCCGCACCUCCACUCCGUGCUUCGUACUUCCCACCGUCGACUGUUGCUCCAGUAUCACCGGUCAGCCAGGCCGUUCCGGUGGCUGCCGUACAGACUGUCACAGCUGCACCUGUCUAUCGACAACGGUUGCGACCGUUGCCCGCAGUAUCGCCAGCACCUACCUUCGCGCAAGUGGCAGGGUUAGUCACGACACCGGCACCGACCGCUCUCGAGUUCGGAGCUGUCGUGACCCCGGGACCGGCCGUCCGCUUCACACCGGUACAGAGACUGCGCCCAGUGAGCACAGUUCGCCCGGCUGUCGAACGAGUGGCAGCCGUGCGCUACUCCACUGUGGCCCCGGCUGUGGUGGCAGCCCAAGCGGUGCCGACCGGCCGUCUCGCUCAGACCUACUCCACCGUGUCACCAGCCGUGGCCGUCGGUGGGCUCGCACAGCCGUACUCCACUGUGGUUCCGGCCGUGCAGACGUAUUCCACCCCUGCGCCAGUGGCUAUCGAAAACGGAUUUGUACAAACCUACUCCACGGCAGAGCCGGCCGUGGUCGCCGUUACACCUCCGGCGAGAACGCGGCUGCGAACGAGACCCCAGCAGGUGGUGCAGACCUACUCGACUCCGGUGCCCACAUUCGGAAGGGUGACGACGUACGCGGCACCGUCCUCGGGCGUCGACCUCCAGCUGCGACCCAGACAGAGACUGCGCACCUUCUCCACCGUGACCCCGGUCCCUACAGUGGCCGUGACUGGCGAGUCUCUGGCGCCAUUCUCCACGGUGGCGCCAGUGCCGGUGGACGUGACGCCGGCGCUGCGCCUGCGCUCCAGGACCAAGCUGGUGCAGCAGGCCUACUCCACCCCCGCGCCGACGUUCGGCGACGUGCUGGCCACCGUGACGGCGGCGCCAGUGGCCGGGGUGAGGCUGGCAGCGGCGCGUGGACAGGGCGCGCGGCAGUACGCCGCCUCCCAGGCGGCCGGCGCCAGCUACGCUUCCGCCGCAGGAGCCAGGUCUGGAGCGGCACGCGACGAGGUGGCGAGCGCCCUGCUGGACUCAUAUCGGCCGGGACUACUGUCCGGGAGCGACGACUUCGUGGCGCAGACCAUCGCCAAACUGUCGCGUACAGGCGGUGUGACGUCGACGACGGCGGCGCCCGCGCCCGUGCUCACGACGACGCUGAGGCCGGCGGCCGUGGAGGAGGGCGGCGUGCGGCGCGCGGGCAGCCUGCCGCCCGAUACGCCGGUUGUCGUGGUGAGCCGCGUGAGCGACGCCAACCCGCUGCUCGUCGCCAAGCUGGGCGCGCAGUGCGUCUGCAGGGAACCACAGGUGCGCCUGCGCGGCCCAGCGCGCUUCGCCGCGGCGGGCCAGCCACCCGCAGCAGCAGCCGCAGGCCUCCCGCUGGCGGUGACCUCAGCCCCCGCCGCCGUCGUGUCGGUGACGCCGGCCACGCGGCUCUUCACGGCCGCCGCCCCCGCACUGCCUGCCCGCGUCGUCACGGCCGCCCCCGUGCUGGCGGCGGUGCCCGCAGUGUCUGCCCGCGUCGUCACCGCCGCC